Molecule: messenger RNA, 2220 nt
Organism: Orbicella faveolata
Lineage: Eukaryota; Metazoa; Cnidaria; Anthozoa; Scleractinia; Merulinidae
Source: RefSeq, a predicted model, not a curated record
UAAAUGUAAUGUUUAAGUUCAAUAUAUCUUAAUCAAGCCAAAGGGAGAGUAAAUAGAAGAAAAACGAAAUCAGACGUGAUAGAAGAAACCAUUUCAUUCCGGUUGAAUGAUUUGUUCAAAAAGCCACAAGUCCGAGACAUGACGUCACUGGAAUACGAGAACUAACGAGGAGCACAGGGCCCUUCGACGGAUGUUACUGAGCGUUGAAAACCUACCAGAACACACUUCAAAAGCUACCAGCCAUAAGGAACGUCGUGUACUACGUCUGUGAACAUCAUACGCUUCCCAGUCAAGCUGUGCCAUGGAUGAUAAUAAAGAAGUGAAGUUCACGUCCAGACGUACGAAGAGACGUAAGGUCGUUAUUGGCGGUGUCAUUACAGCGGUUUUGUUGCUAGGUUCAGUGGUUUUCUUGGCCGUCUAUUUUUCGCUUUCAAAACAGAAGCCAGCUCGUUUGGUAGAAAUCGAUCUGAAAGAGGGUGAAAUUCUGACUUAUCGAGUGGACCAACAUAUAGAGCUGCACGGCAGCGAUGGACAAAAGGUGACCAUCCGGGCAAUAGUCGGUAUCCGGGUUCUUAACAAGACGUCUGAGGAGUACUGGUUCCUGAUGAAAUCCAAUUUGUCCCAAUUGGGUCAAAAUGCUACCAUGAAAGACCUGUCGGACUACUUCCUUGUUCAACUCCAUAUUGCCUCAAGCCCAUCAAACCGCACCAGCGAGUCAUUUGAAGUCUUUGGACCUCGUCAUAUUCAUCCAGAGCUCCUCCGCCAUGUCUAUAGUAUCUUAAAGCAACUACUCCCAGAGGUGCAACGAGACCUUUACGAAGAUGUGGAUGGAGAGAAGGCGACAGGCUCGAAUUCACCCGAUCCUGAAGAAUCUGCUUUGCUUCCGGGCUCCGUGAAAAUGCAUCGACAAGCGAACACAUUAGACCAUGAAAACGCAGUCUUCAUCAGGAGUAAUUUCAAUCGCGCAGAUUUUGUGGAUUUUUCUUCCGAAAUUGAUUUCGAUUUCAAAUAUUCUGAUUCGGCGUUCAUUGACAAAAGCAAUGGAAUGGUCACCCAGAGCAAUGCCUCUUUCUCAAAACAGUUGAAUUUCGGGGAACCGAUUCAUUUUAAUAACAGUCAUCAAGACAAAAUGAUGAAAGUAACUAUGGUAAGCCAGGUUUCUCUCAUUGAACUGACAAACUACUUCGAAGAGGGGGAAUUCGAAAGAGUAAGAGUUCAUCUUUUCGUGAGGCUCUCUCUCCCUAAGUCUAAGGCCACUGUCUCGGUGAAGGAAAACCCACACAACGUUUCAACAGUUUCUAAUUCAACCCUAACGCACAAUUCAACCAACUCUUCGAGCACUCCGCUGCAACGGUCCCGGCGAUCGUCGAACUUAGAGGUCGAUUACUCUGCCACACUGUUUGAGAAGAAAGUAAUCGGUAUAACCGUAAAGGUAGUGGUAAGGCAUUGGGUGCAACAAGGCGUAAUAAUGGGAAUAAGUGCCGUUCUUUCAAUUGGAAGCCACAACGAACGUAUAUUUAACAAGGUGUACUCCUGGAAUGAAUUGCAGAACCAACAACCUACUGAUAUCUCACUCCCGUGGAGCACUCCAUCUAUCAUAGUAAGUGUAUGUCGUGUCAUUAUACUUGCUUCCUUUUGAUAUACUGGGCAUUAAGAGCGUACUCAGAUCAAAGCGUAAAGUCAUUCAAACUUUCACUCAACAUUAGUCAAUCCCCAGGGUUAUUUAGUCGAGAAAUACUACAUCAUUUUAAGAUAGGUAAAUAAAACUUUUUUUAUUAUUAUCAAGACAAUUUUGGCCAGUAAGCUUCUAACGUACUACCGGGGUGAACAAUCGAUAAGAAGCGAAAUCGGAAACGCCGUUCGAUAAAUCGAUAACAAUCGAUAAAUGCAAUUUAAACGUCAUCGCUUUUAUCGAAAUCGAGAUUGCUACUUUUACCCCAGUAAAACGUUAAAAAAUCGAGUCUACGAUUUUUUAUUUAUUUAUUUAUAGCAGACACCUAAGUUAUUACUAGGCUAGCUUGCAAAUAGCGAAGAGCUAAUCGAGGCAAGCCAGACUGUAAACGGAAUAAUUUAGACAAGUUUUUAGAACAACAAAUGAAGGUCCCGCACUUUCCAGCACUUUUGUUUUGAUGGAUCAUUGCCAUCAAACGUUUUAAUUUAUUACCAUUAUAGUAGUAUCAAAGAAAUUCCCAAUCAUUGACGAACAAUUAAUAGGUUACC